AUGCCUAUUCCUCCUGAUGUAGUAAAAUGUUUCAAAUACAUAGAUUUACAAAGUAAAAAUUUUAUCGAAGAAUUAAGACAGAUUAUAAAAAUUCCAAACGUGAGUUCGAAUCCGGUAGCAAAAGGUGAUCUAAUAACUAUGAUUUAUUGGAUGUCUAAUCGGUUAAAACAAUUGGGUUUUCAAACUCAAUUAAAAGAGCCAGAUUAUGAAAAAUAUAAGGGAAAUAAACCAUUUAUUAUUAUAGCGAGUUUAGGGAAUUGUCCAAAAAAGAAAACACUUUUAUAUUAUUGUCAUCUCGAUGUAUUAAAAGUUUAUGAUUCAAAUUGGAAAAAUAAUCCUUUUGAAAUGAUCCAAAUGGAUGGAAAAUUAUAUGGACGAGGUACUGCAAAGAUGAAAGGUCCACUACUCUGUUUUAUUCAUGCUAUUGAGAGUUACGUUAAAGUAGGAAUUGAAGUACCUGUAAACAUAAAAAUAAUUUGUGAAUCAAUGAAUGAAUGUAGAAGUAAAGGACUGGUAAGUAUACUAAAUGAAUUAAAGGCAACCUUUCUUUCAAAAGUUGAUUGCGUGUUGCUAACCGACAGUCACUGGCUUGGCAAAGAAUAUCCGUGUAUAAUUUAUGGCACAAGGGGUGUUUGUUAUUUUAAUGUGAUCAUUGAAGGUCCAAAUCGGAAUCUUGAUAGUGGUAAUUUCGGGGGCAUUAUCUAUGAACCCAUGCAAGAUUUAUUGAACAUUAUAAAUGGUUUAAUAGAUUCUUCUGGACAUAUAAAUAUUCCUCAUUUUUAUGAUGAUGUUGUUCGAGUUACGCCCGAAGAGGAAAAAAUAUAUGAAAAGAUCAAAGUUUCCGUUCAUGAAUACAAACAAAAUGUAGGUGUAAAUCAUUUCGGACACAACGAAGAUAUGAAAACGAUGUUGAUGCAUGUUUGGAGACAUCCUUGGUUAAAUUUACAUUAUAUUAAGAGUUCAUGCGACGAUUGUAGUACUUUAGAUAUACCUAGUAAAAUUUUCUGCCGUUUUUCUAUACGUAUUGUACCUAAUCAAAGAUAUGAAAUAGUAUCAAAGUUGGUCAUUGAUUAUAUUCAUGAAUUAAUAAAAAAAUUAAAAACGCCAAAUAAAAUUGUAUUAGAUAUAGAAAAAUCUUCAGAUCCAUGGUAUGAGGAUAAUCAACAUUGGAAUUAUCAAGCUGCUAUUGCAGCAACUAAACAGGUUUAUAAAGAAGAGGUAAGUUUGAUUCGCGAGGGGAACGGUUUUCCUAUUCUUUUAAAUAUCCGCAACGCGCUUCCAAAACGCAACAUAUUAAUGCUACCAAUAGUUAGUUGCGAAGCCAAGACUCAUACCGAGGAAGAAAACAUAUCUUUACGUUGUUAUAUCGAAGGCACAAAACUUCUGGCUAGUUAUUUAUAUGAGCUCAACGUAGUUUCUACACAGUUAUCAUUAAGCAUGAAGAAUCCACCUAAAAACAUUUGUAGAAAUAAACUAACAGAUUUUAAAUAAUGUUGCCCUUUCCAUGAACAAAUCAUAUA
Molecule: messenger RNA, 1520 nt
Organism: Ceratosolen solmsi marchali
Lineage: Eukaryota; Metazoa; Arthropoda; Insecta; Hymenoptera; Agaonidae
Product: cytosolic non-specific dipeptidase-like
Exons: 6
Coding region: 1-1491 (496 amino acids)
Biological process (GO): proteolysis
Molecular function (GO): peptidase activity
Source: RefSeq, a predicted model, not a curated record